AUGUCUCAAUUUAGAGCGAAGCGCCUCGACAUAGGAGGGUUCAUCAACUCAAAGAUCAUCCGCGAUCACACCAAACGGAAAGUCUUUGAGCAACAUGAACCGGAAAGGCAGCGCAACCAGACAAGCCCUCCGAUACCUGAUCCGAAACACAACCCUACCACAAAGCGUACGAGACAAGGCGAAACUACAGUUAGCACGAAUGCAUUGCUAUACCCGAUCGACGGCGAUCAGGAACAGAUGUAUCAUGGGAGGCGUGGCAAAGGGGGUUUUCAGAGAUUUCCGGAUGGGAAGGCAUGCAUCCGCCGCGAGGUGCUAACCCGCCUCCACUCCCUCAACCUGCACACCCUCCGCCUCCCCCUCAACACACCUGAGUCUUCCCCACACAUCCCCAUCCUCACCUCCGCCAACCUCUCCACCGCCAAGCGCGUGGUAAUCUACUUCGGCGAACGCAACCAGGACCUAGGAAUCUUCGCCUACCGCAUCAUCGGCGGCGACGAUGGCAUCAACGCCGGGUCCGCCGUUGAUUUCGUCAAAGGCAUCCAAAGCGGCGCUGCUUCCGGUCCUGGCGACGAAGAGGAAGAGGCUCCUGCUAUCGUGAUCGCGAAUCCAGGACAGCUGAUCUGGUGUCGUAGUCAGGGUCGCGCGAUGGGGAGGAGGGAGUGGGAGAAUCUUCCUAUGGAGUCGGCCGUGCAUCCGGGCUUCAGGUUGGAUGAGGAGACGGGGAGGAAUUUGGUGGAGGGGAAUAGGGAUGAGGUGGAGCAUGUGGAGUCUGUGUUUGAACAUGUUUUAAGGGGUGCUGGAGGCGGGAGGGCGAGGAUUGAUGUGAUUGGAUCGGAGUGGACGGGUGCGGCGGUGGUGAGGUAUUUGGGGAGGCAUUGGGCAACCUGGUCCACCCGCAUGAACGGAAUCUGCCUCAUCGCUCCUCUUCAUGGACUUGAAGACCUGCUACCACACAGCCCCGAUCCAGCCAGCACCAGCACGGAUUCCACCACACAAAUGACGGUUGCUUCCUCAUUCGCAUAUUUUAUUUCCACCCGCUGCCGCGGUUACGUCGUGGACAAAGCACCAAUUGGCACCCUGGUCGAAGGCCGCGCAGAGUUCGGCUGCAAUGUGUAUGCCAGUGGCGAGCACCAUUAUGUCGAGUGCAUCAUGAUCAGGGCAUGGAGGGACAUGCUUGGCUGGUUUGGCAGGUUGAGCAGGGGAGAGCACGGGGCGGAGGAGAAGUGGGAGAUGCCUGAAUCUGGACUGCGAAAGGAGAACGGAGAAGAGGAAGGACAUACGGUGGGAAAGGUGGAUGAGAUGUGGGCUCCAGAUGUUGGGCUUUCAAGUGCUGCGAAGUAG
Endocarpon pusillum Z07020 is the source of this 1341-nucleotide messenger RNA. RefSeq lists its product as uncharacterized. Bases 1 to 1341 code for a protein of 446 amino acids. The record is from RefSeq and is a predicted model, not a curated record. Gene Ontology annotation, cellular component: nucleus. The transcript is spliced from 4 exons. Gene Ontology annotation, biological process: regulatory ncRNA-mediated heterochromatin formation. Gene Ontology annotation, molecular function: siRNA binding. NCBI's taxonomy places the organism in Eukaryota, Fungi, Ascomycota, Eurotiomycetes, Verrucariales, Verrucariaceae.